AUGGAAUAUCGCAUCUUGAUCAAACAUUGUUUUUUGAUGGGAAAAACUUCUGAACAAUCAUUGCAAUGGUUGCAGAAAUGUUAUCCCACAUCUGUUCCUUCGAGAACAACAGUUUAUCAGUGGUUUAGUGAAUUUAAAAUGGGUCGUACAAGCACCGAAGACGCACCUCGCUCUGGAAGGCCAAAAGAGGCUACGAAUGCGGAAAUCAUAAAGCAAGUGCAUCGAAUCGUUUUGAGUGAUCGUAAAGUGAAGUUGCGCGAGUUAGCUGAAGCCGUGGGCAUCUCAAAAGAACGGGCGGGAUACAUUUUGCACGAUCUUUUGGAGAUGAAAAAGCUAUCUGCGCGAUGGGUGCCGCGUUUGCUGACCGUCGACCAAAAACAGCAGCGCGUUGAUGAUUCAACGGCCGGUUUGGCGUUGUUGCAGCGUAAUCGAGCGGACUUUUUUCGAUGUUUUGUGACAAUGGAUGAAACGUGGGUCCAUUACCAUACGCCUGAGUCCAAUAGGCAGUCUGCAGAGUGGCUGGAAAGCCACGAAAGCCGACCAAAGACACCAAAAAACCAACGCUCGACCGGGAAGGUUAUGGCCUCCGUUCUUUGGGAUGCGCAUGGCAUAAUCUUCAUCGAUUACCUUCAGAAGGGAAGAACAGUCACAGGAGAAUAUUGUGCAACGUUAUUGGACAAACUGAACGACGAAAUAAAGAAAAAACGGCUCCAUAUGGCGAAGAAAAAAGUUCUGUACCAUCACGAUAACGCACCGUCCUUGAAAGCAAUGGCCAAAUUAGACCAAUUUCAAUUCGAAUUGGUUGCUCACCAACCGUAUUCUCCAGACUUGGCCCCCAGCGACUAUAAUAUCUGUUCCCAAACCUCAAGCGGUGGCUCCAGGGAAAGAGAUUCAGAUCGAAUGAGGAAGUCAUCGCGGAAACCGAGGAGUAUUUCGAAGGCUUGGACGUUUCGUACUACAGAAAGGGCAUCAAAAUGUUGGAAAAUCGCUAUACCAAGUGUAUCGCCCUCGAAGGCAACUAUGUUGAGGAAUAAAUAUAACUUUGCCCAAAAAACGCUUGUUUUCAUUAAAAAUCCCGGGACUUUUCAGCCCAUGUAG
Messenger RNA from Trachymyrmex septentrionalis, 1098 nucleotides. Its product is annotated as histone-lysine N-methyltransferase SETMAR-like. Lineage: Eukaryota; Metazoa; Arthropoda; Insecta; Hymenoptera; Formicidae. The transcript has a single exon. Bases 1 to 1098 code for a protein of 365 amino acids. Gene Ontology annotation, molecular function: nucleic acid binding. The record is from RefSeq and is a predicted model, not a curated record.